Messenger RNA from Contarinia nasturtii (swede midge), 1689 nucleotides. RefSeq lists its product as uncharacterized. The coding region runs from base 118 to 1545 and encodes 475 amino acids. The transcript has 2 exons. The record is from RefSeq and is a predicted model, not a curated record. Lineage: Eukaryota; Metazoa; Arthropoda; Insecta; Diptera; Cecidomyiidae.
AAAAUACCCAUUUAAUGGUGAUAUAUAAAGAAAGGUCAUUCGAAUUUUCUGAAUAAGAAUUCAAACGACGCUUUUAUAAUUUAGUCAAAAAUUAGUGUUACUCAGGCAAAUAAAAAAAUGGUGAAACGAACAUUUCUGUCGUUGCUUUUGGUUGGAUUUCUGAUUUCUGAGCUUUUUGUUGCGAAUGUCAGUGCAAAGGAGAAAGGAAAAAAGAAAAAAAAAUCUAUUUUCGAUUUGUGUUCACGUGGUGGUAAAAAUGAAAAAGUAUCGAAGGAUGAAUUAGAUUUAUAUACACCGUUUCCUUCCGAACCCCCACCAAUGUAUGACGCCCCAUUGCCAAUUCUUGAGGCAAAUGCCAAAAGCUACGAUCCUUAUUCGCACGAAAUCAACGCCCAUCAUCCAAAUUCAGUGAAAACUUCUGUUUCGAAGGCAUUUUCUUCUGCUUCUAGUCAUACUGAUUGUGCAUUGCCGCACAUCCCAAACGAAUCAUCGCAUUUCUUAAAAGGUAUGGUGCAAGAAGUUGGAGAUCGCUUAAAUAGCAAUAGAAUGUCAGAGCCACGCGCACAGGCACCACCAAUGGUUCACCAAACACAUUCAAACGAUGCAUCAACGGAACACCAAGCAAUUUCGUAUUCCGAUAGGCAUCAAGACUCUCAUCAUAAUUUGGCACAUAGUUAUGCAACUGAAAAUUAUGAACAUCGCGACAAUUCACUGUCUUAUCAUAACAACGAUGGGUCUUAUGCAGAUCAUGAAUCUUCUACUAUCGUCGGAGGAAGAGAUGCGCCAUAUCAAUCACAUUCAAUUGGACAUCAACCAUCGGCAAAUUCGGACCACCAUUAUGUAAACCAGGAUCCGGAACAAGGAGUCUAUUCACAUCAACGACAAUCGUAUGAAGAUCCUCAAGCCCACUAUGAAGAUCUCUCGAAUUCUCGUCCAUAUGAAGUAAAUGACAGAGUCCAGGAAUAUGAAGACUACUCAAAUCAUCCUUCACACGCACCACCGCCGCCACCAAUGCAUAAAUUGAACAAAUUUUCGCAUCAAAAAGCAUCUUCAACCCCAUUUGAAAAUGUUCACCAUUCAUCACAUACAUCGUCUUUUGCUUCGAUCGAACCAUCAAGUUUAGUAAGAGAAAGAGUUCAAGAAAUUAAUUAUCGUCAAAAUGUCCACGGAUCACCAGCACCAAUGCCAAAUCCACAAUCAGUACAUUCACCACGUUCAAAUUAUAUGCACGAGACAGAUCAAGAUUUGGAGUAUGGCCAAGAAUAUUCAACACAUGGCCAUGAGCACAGUUCAAACUAUCAUCAUGUAUCUCAAUCGCAUUUACCUACCAAAUCAGUUGACGAGGUUCCAUUGACUUUGGUGCAAGGAAGAGUGCAACAACAUGAACGAUUCAUAAAUGAACAGAAACCGCAAAUGCCGGCACUUAAACCAGUGGUAAAACAAGAGCAUAUUCCGGAAUACCGCAACCCAGAACCAGAAAAACUUAGUUUUAAACAGAAGCUUGAACUUUUUGAAAAUAAAUCGAAACCCACCCAAUAUAACUGAGUUGCACAGAGAGCGCAGUUCACACAGCUCAUGCUUGAAUGAAUGAUUUAUAUUUUGAGCCAAUAAAUUAUUAAAGAUUUCCAGAGAUCUGCAAUGACUUGAUCUAUAAACGCAAUAAAAUAUUGAUUAUUUUCGCAUUUUGAA